This is a messenger RNA of Penicillium vulpinum, 834 nucleotides long. RefSeq names its product oxidase ustYa family protein. Gene Ontology annotation, biological process: mycotoxin biosynthetic process. The record is from RefSeq and is a predicted model, not a curated record. NCBI's taxonomy places the organism in Eukaryota, Fungi, Ascomycota, Eurotiomycetes, Eurotiales, Aspergillaceae. The transcript is spliced from 4 exons. Bases 1 to 834 code for a protein of 277 amino acids.
AUGAUGGCGAUGUCGAACUCAUCAGAAGACUGGGAUAGGAAUGAUGACAAGAACAUUGAUUCCAUUUCUUCAUCCGCUGGCUUGUUGAAUGAACUUCCCUCUAAAUCACGAGCGGCCUCAUUGCGGAAAUACAUCGAUCUUCGCCUGAUAUUCGAAGGAUUCCUCGUCUUUUGCCUCUUUAUUACUUUGGUGUCUAUUACGCACAAACCAAACAGAUCGAAUGCAGUUAAAGAAAGCAGCUACGGACCGACGCUACCACGAAAACCCGUCAUAUUCGGUAACACAGCAGGGUUUGGGCCGGACAUCCCUUACAACGAUCCUGAGAUGUUGCGGAAUUCUACCCGUAUGCGAGAGAUUCAUAGAAACUGGCAUACCCUAUUCCCGCCGGGCCGUGGCUACGUUAUCGUUUCGGAAAAUGAGGAGUUUGAGGUCCUUCAUCCCCCAUUCAAAAUGGACAAUGUCUUCGAGGAAGGCGAUCACUACGAAGGACACAUAAUGGCGGUCUACCACCAGCUACACUGUCUGUCUAUUAUUAUGACUGCUAUGGGAACUUCGCGGGAAGAAUGGGCGAUGCUUGAUAUACAAAAGCUUGAGCACCGCGCUCACUGCGUGGAAUAUCUUCGACAAAGCAUUUUAUGUUCGGCAGAUACAACUUUGGAAGGUGAGACUGGAGCAUGGGCUAGGAGUACAGGCUGGGGCCAGACACAUUCUUGUGUCGAUCUCGAUGCUUUGACAGCGUUCGCCAAUGAGAAAGCGAGUUGGAACCUGACUGAGAGAUUGCUACCGGACAGCUUUGAUCCUCUCAAGGUUACUGAGACCGGUGACAACCAUUGA